CUUGCUCCCAAGAAAGCUCAUUGACGACAUGGCCCCGAACAAUGUACCUACAUCCGUCCAUUGACGUUGCUUGGAUCUGUAAAUUCCAGGACAAAGAUACCUCAGACAUGUUUCAAGUCUUAAUGUCGGUCCGGCCCGAGUCCAUCCCACUUCCACAAGUUGUGGACACCAUCAUGACUUACAUCACUGAGCUAUUGAAUCCAGGAACAAAGCGAGUUUGUUUCGAUUCGGAAAUAUGGAUGUACAUGCUAUAUUACGAAGCUGGCUACUCGGUGUUGGUGAAAUCACUUUCGGGCUUUGACAUCAUCAUAGAUUGGGAUCAGAUCAUCUGCGAGGGAUCCUGGAAAGUGCGCUGGGCAAGCCGCGCAGGUCAUGCCGACGAGGGAGUCAAGCUGGGUUCUUCCGCAGACCUGCGCCGUAUACUGACGCAUCAUACCAUGCUAGAAUAUGAUACACAUUUGCGCGCCCUGGUGGACGAGAAAGGAUGGGUGGUCAGAGCCGAGGUCGUUUGGUCGGGAUGACGAAUUCCUGUUGAGAUUCCGCGUCUGAAGGGACAUGAGUUGUACGUGUGAUGGAGCAAUGAGAAGUACGUUGAAACUGCACUCAUAUAGGAAAUACUGUUAAUAUUCCUGUUUUCGAGCCGAGUGGAGCAAAGCAAAUAUGAAGUUGUCC
This is a messenger RNA of Cadophora gregata, 672 nucleotides long. RefSeq lists its product as uncharacterized. NCBI's taxonomy places the organism in Eukaryota, Fungi, Ascomycota, Leotiomycetes, Helotiales, Ploettnerulaceae. The record is from RefSeq and is a predicted model, not a curated record. The transcript has a single exon. The coding region runs from base 42 to 521 and encodes 159 amino acids.